Molecule: messenger RNA, 3272 nt
Organism: Stegostoma tigrinum
Lineage: Eukaryota; Metazoa; Chordata; Chondrichthyes; Orectolobiformes; Stegostomatidae
Gene: nptx1l
Product: neuronal pentraxin 1 like
Exons: 7
Coding region: 1044-2201 (385 amino acids)
Source: RefSeq, a predicted model, not a curated record
AAAAUGUGAGGCUGGAUGAACGAAACGUCAGCUUUUGUAUUCUCAUCAUUCAACUUGAACGUUUUCUCAAUCUUCAACCUGACUGUGUUCGAAAUCCUUCAGCCUGACUAUCUUUCUUCUCUUCUAUACCUAGCAUAUUAUUUCUUAACCUGUGAAAAAUAAUACUUGUUCAAAAACGUUUUUAUGCAUUUUACUCAUCCACACUGGAUCUGAACUCCAGAGGUGAGUUGUUUACAGAUCAGAAGGAGGCCAUUCAUCCCAUCAUGUCCACACUGGUCAACAAUCCCGUUUUCCAGCAUUUGGUCCAAAACCACGAAGGCUAUUGCAACAUUUGAUCUCGGAAUUUAUUUAUGCCAUGACUCGAGUGAUCUUCAAAUCGGUGCUGCUCCUUUGAGCGGACAAUGGGAGAGGAAUAUCGGAUAAAGUAGCAGAUGAGAGGUAUCCUCUAAUGUAAGCACAACGAUAGCAGAGUUUGUUGAGGAUAAUUUUUAAAAGCGAUUACCGAUAGCCCUUCAGUCUGCCGCUACCCUAGCUGGCCAGGGCUGCUAAUGGAACGGUAACAUCAAUAUGUGGGGAUCUUAAAAAAUGCAACAGCUUCCUCCUUAAGUAUUCAACGUUGACGUAAAACUGUAAUCUUGACGCUCUUAAAUGUGGAAAAACUUCGAAGCCCACCGCCAACUGAAGACGGCCAGUGUAUAAAAUAUUUAAACAUCUCCACUUCAAAGUGCUCCGGGGAAUGCCGCGUUUGUUCCUCUGAAGACUUGCAUGUGGAGCUACCCCUUAUACACACAUACACACACACAAACACACACACUUUCUCUUCCUGCUCACUGGGAUCCAAGCAACAUUAAGCGAUGUUAAAUGUCAGCUCGAUUUGACGCGGUCGCAAGGCAAGAAACGAAGCAAUUAAACUGGGAUUCCACCCCUUCUGGACGUGGCCAUGUGAGUGGGUAUAAAAGGCGCCUGCGCGCUGUGCAGAUCUUCAGUCAACCUGGACAGCUCCGUGGUGCUGAAUCCGCCUCUGCAACUGUCUCUUCGAAACCAUGUCCCGCGCAGCCUUCGGCAGGUUUUUCGCCCUCUCCUUCCUAGUGGCGAGAGCAGCGGCCCAAGAUUUCGCUCAGACGCGGUUCAUCUGCACCUCCAUCCCUUUGGACAUGGACCCCAUGUGCUCUGCCCCCAUGCAGAACAGUGGUCCGGUCGAGGAUAUCAAAGGGACUAUCCUUCAGCUCCGGGAGACCAUACUGCAACAGAAGGAGACGAUUAUGAAUCAGAAGGAGACCAUCAGGGAACUGACCGCUAAGCUAAGCAGAUGCGAAAGUCAGAGUGUGUCUGAGCCCUCGCAGCAAUACAACCGAGCCAAUGCUUCCGUUCAGACAAAUAGCUUGAAAGAUCUUCUGCAGAACAAGAUAGACCAUCUAGAGAAACAAGUUCUGUCCAGAGUCAACAGCUUGGAGGAGACCAAAAACGCGGUGCGAAACGACACGACGGAGAACAGGGGCAAGAUCGAGAAUGCUCUGAAUUCUCUCCAUCAGAGGAUCAGUGAUUUGGAGAAAGGACAGAGAAAUUCAAGACCGACAGAUAAAUUCCAGAUCACAUUUCCUUUGAGGACCAACUACAUGUACGCCAAGGUGAAGAAAAGUUUGCCUGAAAUGUACGCCAUGACUGUCUGUAUGUGGCUUAAGUCCAAUGCUUCACCCGGAGUAGGUACCCCGUUCUCCUACGCUGUCCCGGGACAAUCUAACGAGCUGGUUCUCAUCGAGUGGGGGAAUAACCCGAUGGAGAUCCUGAUUAAUGACAAGGUAGCCAAACUUCCUUUCGUUAUUAAUGAUGGGAAAUGGCAUCAUAUCUGUGUCACGUGGUCUACGAGAGAUGGUGUUUGGGAAGCCUACCAGGACGGACUGAAAAGGGGGAAUGGAGAAAACCUAGCACCGUGGCAUCCCAUUAAACCAGGCGGAAUCAUGGUGUUGGGCCAAGAACAGGAUACGUUAGGAGGUGGGUUUGAUGCCACACAGGCCUUUGUGGGUGAGAUGUCCCACUUUCACAUGUGGGAUAGGGUCCUAACUCCAGGAGAGGUCUACAGCCUGGCUAACUGCAGCUCCAAGACUUUGGUGGGGAAUGUGAUUGCAUGGACUGAAGCCAAUGUUGACAUCUACGGUGGCGCCACCAAGUGGACAUUUGAAGCGUGCCGCCAGAUUAAUUAAUCCUCCAGUGGGAUUAUCUUCUACGACUCCAAAAUCAAAUUUCUCUUUUCAGGAAUAAAACUUACAAGAAUCUUCUGCAAAAAAAAGUUACUUAAGUUGGUAAAAAGUAUUUACAAUUUCUUGUCAUGACAACUGGAUCAUGCUUCUCAGGCGUAUUAACGAGGGAGCAUCAAAGUGCUCUCCUCCCGACCUUCACUGACAGCCAACAGUCCUGGGAAAGCCAUAUGCUUUAAGUGUCUGAUGGCGUGUUUACUUGAUGCCAAUUAGCCUGAGUGCCUUUGGCAGGUGCAAAAUGCAACAAGUAGUCUUUUAUCCUUUCCGUUUGCAUAUUCUUAAAAAAAUAAACACACAAUUUGAGAUAAUUGCGUUGUGGGAACAUGUCUUGUUAAAAUAAUAUUGCUAUGACUGUGCGCUCUAUUGCAAAUUACACACGUACUGACGAAGGUACGGCUGCAAAAAUGCUGAACACAUAGUGGUAAACUGAAGGUGUAGAAUAACGCGGGUGCUUUUUUUUAAAAGGUCCAUUUUAUCACAUCACAGGCUUACGGCAUGGCGAUUUAUGUGCAUUUAUUUUGUAAAUUUGUUCUGAUCGACAGUUAAUCCAUUGGAGACUGAUUGAGAAAAAAAAUAAUUGUAACGUUGCGCCCUCUAGUGAAAAAUAAUUAUUUUUUCUAAAAAAGGAAAUUUUGCAAACGUACUAACAUUUUUAUUAAAUUUGAUGUCUGAAUGAGGAUUUUCCCCCAAAAUAUUUAGAAGGUAUAAACUAUUGUUUUUGGCCAGACACUGGCAAGUAAAAUAUUUGUAGAUGUAAAUAUUGUACAAUAUGCGGAAAUUAUAUGUACCAUACACUUUCACAUGCAAACCAAAGUUGUAAAUAUUCUGAAUCAAGAUUCCCAUACUGUCCGUAAAUCUCAUUUCUGGAUAAUAUAAUGAUUAGACUCUACAUUAGACAACCAUUUCUUUAAAAAGCGCUAUGUUUUUAUGUCAUGAAUGCUUUUUCAUUUGAUGCAAAUGUGACAUGUACUGUCAAUUUUAUUUUUACACAAUAAAGAGACAGAAAGAUCACUAGCA